Fusarium subglutinans is the source of this 1905-nucleotide messenger RNA. RefSeq names its product epoxide hydrolase. The coding region runs from base 1 to 1905 and encodes 634 amino acids. Gene Ontology annotation, molecular function: hydrolase activity. The transcript is spliced from 2 exons. Lineage: Eukaryota; Fungi; Ascomycota; Sordariomycetes; Hypocreales; Nectriaceae. The record is from RefSeq and is a predicted model, not a curated record.
AUGCACUCCCAAGACUUCACCCAAAUCCCCAUCAUCGACAUCUCAUCCCCCACCCCCCAAACCCUCUCUAAUCUCCGCACCGCCCUCACAGACAUCGGCUUCCUCUACAUCUCCAACCACUCCGUCCCCCCCUCCACAAUAACAUCCCUCAUCGACAUCCUCCCAGAUCUCUUCGCCCUCUCCCCAGAAGCAAAACAAGAAAUCGCCUUGGAAAAGUCACCGCACUUUUUAGGAUACAGCGCUGCUGGGACGGAAACUACAGCUGGGAAAACGGAUCUGAGAGAACAGGUUGAGCUUGCGACGGAACUUGAGAGAGCGCCUGAUGGUGCGCCGCUGUACGAUGGGUUGAGGGGUCCGAAUCAAUGGCCAAAUGCGCUUCCGGAGUUAAAGGGUGUUGUUACGCGGUAUAUUGAGGAACUUACACUACUAGGGGAACGAUUUUUGAGACUUGUUGCGCGAGCUCUUGAUCUUCCGGAUGACAUCUUCUUCUCGUACUUAUCCGACCAACAUCGUCUUAAAUUGGUUCACUACCCUGCAUCAACAACGUCAUCCCAGGGCGUCGGUCCUCACAAAGAUUCAUCAGGAUGGUGGACCUUCCUCCUCCAAGCAUCCCCCGAAGUAAACGGUCUCCAAGUCCUCAACAAAUCCGGCUCAUGGAUCGACGUACCCGCCAUCCCGGACACUUUCGUCGUCAACAUCGGCCAAGCAUUUGAAGUCGUCACCAACGGUGUAUGCAAAGCGACAACGCACCGCGUACUAUCCUCCCCAAAAGAACGGUUCAGCAUUCCGUUUUUCCAAGGGGUGCGACGUGAUUUGACGAGGGAUGAGGCGAUGACUUCGUUGAAGGAGCAUUUUGAACGGUGGGGAGAGGGUGAGGAGGCGGGUGAGGCGGGAGCGGUGGAUAAUCCAUUUGAUACCAAGAUGGCACCAGAAUUACCCGCGCGACAGACUUUUACAGCCCCCAGCGGCAAUGUGUACUCAUACAUCUUCAUCCCUCCAACCUCCCAAUCCACAACCCUUCUCUUUCUUCACGGCUUCCCAUCAAGCCUUACAGACUGGGUCCAUCAAAUCUGUCAUUUCUCAUCCGAGGGUUACGGCGUCGUAGCUCUGGAUCUUCUGGGCUACGGUGAAAGUAGCAAACCAACAGAUGUGAACGCGUACCGCCUCAAGCCGAUGGGCGAUGAAGUCAUCGAACUGCUCGACCAUCUGAACCUCAAAACCAUCGUUGGAAUCGGCCAUGAUUUCGGCGCGACGCUUUUAUCGAGAAUGGCGGCUUAUCACCCCUCGCGCUGGGAAGCUCUCGUAUUUCUGGCCGUUGGACCGCCGAAGCUGGGGACGCCGUUCGACGUUGACAUGAUCAAUACCAUGACCAAGCAGUUCCUCGGGUAUGAGAUGCUCGGAUACAUCCCAUGGCUAGCCGACUUCCGUUCACAGGAAAUUCUCGAGAAGAAUGCCGAAGCGGUGAUGAGUCUGAUGUUUUGUCGCGAUCGGGAAGAGUGGGAGGCGUGGUUUCAUCCUCUUGGCAAAAUGGAGGAGUUUGUGCGUCAAAACCGCAGACUUCCCAUCGCAUCGUGGUAUACCCAAGAUUUGCAGAAAGCACAUCUCAAGGCAUUCGGUUCGACUGAUGGGUACAAAGGCGUGUGUCGAUGGUAUCGCAUGUGGAAGGAUAACCUCUUCGCCCCUGAUGAACAAGGCUUUGAAGAAUUUCACAUCUCACAGCCCGUCCUCUUCAUCGUCCCAUCAGAGCCCGAACAAUCCGCCGCUCAACAGCAGCAAAUGAUAUCAUCCUGGUCCACCAAUCUUCAAACCGUCAAGCUAAACACCAACCACUGGAUCCAUAUCCAAGCUCCCUCCGAGACCAACACCACAAUCCAAAACUUCCUCACCUCACGCAGGGAGACUUAG